ACCCAAUGAUGCCAAAUGGUCUAAUUAUACCGUUACAAGCAAUUAAAAGUCAUAAGAUAUGGUAAAAUUCUAAAAUAAAGGGUAUUAUACGAGGGACUAUUUUUCAAAAUGGCUGCCACCUGACAAUCGUGUUAUGACGUGCCUUUGCAGUGUUUAGCAAGAAGUUUCGUUGAAUUUUCUAGUAUUUCAAUGAGAUCAAUACAUUUUUGCACAGUUUUCUAGUGAAUAUAACUUUCAAGUAGCCAUUGGAUUGGUAACUUUAUGUUUUAGAGUAGCAGCGUAGGCGCAAAACGUGUUUACGAUAGGUCUUACUGGGAGACCUACAUUUUUCUGGUUCCAAAGAGAGAGGGGGUUACCCUCAAGGAUGAAGUCUAAUUCUUGGUUAUUCUGUCUGCUUCUUCGUCCAACGGAUUAAGAAUCGCUCUUUCUUAAUUCUGCAUGGAGGAACACGAUGAAUUCCAUCCAUUCAUCGAGGCGUUACUGCCACACGUCAGAUCUUUCUCAUAUACCUGGUUUAAUUUACAAGCCCAUAAACGCAAAUAUUACAAAAAACAUGAGAAACGCAUGUCCAUGGAAGAAGAGAGAAAAGUCAAAGAGGAAUUACAGAAUGAGAAGGCUGAAGUUAAACAGAAAUGGGCUUCCAGGUUAUUAGCGAAAUUACGGAAGGACAUAACACAAGAAUGUCGUGAGGACUUUGUGCUCAGUAUUACCGGUAAACGGCCGCCUGUUUGUGUUCUGAGCAAUCCAGAUCAAAAAGGAAAAAUGCGUCGUAUAGACUGUUUACGACAAGCGGAUAAAGUGUGGAGGCUGGACCUUGUUAUGGUGAUUUUAUUUAAAGCAAUACCUCUCGAGAGUACAGAUGGUGAGAGAUUGGAGAAAUCUCCAGACUGUAUGCAUCCAAAUCUUUGUGUUAAUCCCCAUCAUAUAAGUGUAUCAGUGCGCGAGUUAGAUCUCUAUCUAGCUAAUUUUAUACACAGUUAUGUUCCAGAUUCACGGGGAGAAUACGGUGAAAUACCCAUGAAUGGUGAACAAGAUAUAAAAGGUAAUUUUCACUCAGGUGUUUCAGGAAAUGACAGCAUUAUGGCAACUGGUGUUUUCUCGGCCAAAGAAUUAUUACGUGUCACAAGGUCUUCCAUAAUGAUGCCACAGAAUGGAACGCAUACCAUGUUACCUCCACCGAAAAUAGAAAGUCCAAAUUAUUACAACUAUAGUCCACAAGAACAAAAUAUGGUGCCAAUGCAGCACCAUAAUCUUCCUAAUGGACAAUCAGCCUUAAGUCCGGCUGGAAACCCCCAUAAGAGAUUAAAACGAAACACUAUAAGUUCAAUAUCUUCGGCAGAAGAUGAUGUUGAAAGUGUCGGCGAGGAAAAUGAGAUGGUGUAUUAUAAGCCUGCUGUCAGUAUGACAGGGCAGUCGACAUCCUGGCAAAGUGAUCAAAUGGAUCCUGGUUUAAACCACAGUCCAGCCAUGCAUUCAUCUCAUAUCAUCCACUCUAACAAACCGAAGCCUGAAGGCCGUCAGGGCUUUGUACCUGUCUCAGCUAACAACAAUCACGGACAGCAUGUAGCCCCGCCCUCUAGGACACUUAUCCCAACACCUCCACGACCCAUGAGUACCCAUACCCCGGGGAGCCUCCCUCCUGGCACCCCCCACCAUCAACAGGACAGCCCUAACGGUAACUCAGGUAUGCAACACCAUCAUAUGAUCUUGAAUUCAGGCCACGGUCAAGGUAGUCAUGUUAUGAAAUAUCAUCAAAACGAGAGUGGAGAUACCUUCUCCGAUUUCGUGACUCUUGUUUGUCAGGAGGCUCAAAAUGCUCAGAAUCAGGCCAGCCCGUCAAGCCCUUCCAUGAAAAGUCCAACAAAGUUGCCUCAUUUCUUUGCUGGCAUGUUACCUCCACCUCCCCCACCCCCACCGAAUCUGGCACGACCGGUUGCUAUUAUGAGAACAUCAGAUGGUCAGCAACCUGAUCAAUGUACCAGCCCCACUCCAUCAUCUGGAUCGUCUUCUGUUAACCAAGGAGGAAAUGCAUCUACAUCACCAGGCACACCACCUAUAAAUCGUGCUGUUGUAUCUAGUCCGUUUUCUGUACUAUCUCGACCUGAAUAUGCCUUUUCUCAUAUCCACCCUCAAGGACACCAAGGAAGUAUAGGGGUGUUUACCUAUCCCAGCAUUAGUCCAGUAAAUGCUAUAAGUGGAAUGAUAUCACCCACUACAUUGAGUUUGAUAGCUUCUCCAAUGGCUACCCCUCGUACAACACCCCGUUCAACCCCUGUACCUCGCUGGACGACCCCCUUUAUACCCCUAGAUGAAAAUAUGGACUACAAUAUGCUGGCUAAUAUAAUGCCUACUGUGAAUCCUGAGGAAUCUCUUCUAAAUGAAGAGCGUUAUUUUCCAGUAGUCCCGCAUGGUGAGGCAGUUGAUGCAUCUGUUGGGGCGGGAACAUCAAAUGCAGGGGGACAUACCCCAGUACCAACGCAAACUGGUGGUGCUCCACCUCCUCACCCGUCUCCUUCCUCUACCCCCAAACAUCAACAAACUGGAUGAUGAAGAUACCUCGAAAUAACUGAUCUUAGUGUUAAUCCUGUCAUCCGAACAUUAUAAAACACAGACUGUAGAAUGUUAUUUUGAUGACAGGAAGUUACUGAUGUCGGUUAUAAACUUGCUGGCAAGGGGUUGGAAUGCAAAUGGCACUGACAUGUGCUUGCUUGGCUGUGAUAGAGUUCGUUAUUAUUGUACAAAGGCCUGUUAUUAUUAUUAUGAUUAUAUUCUAAAUGUUGUGAAAGUGAUAUUAUCUAUCCUCUAGUUAUUUGUGUUAGUUUUAAGCUGGGAUAAUUAUCUCAAAUUGUACUACUACUUAACUAAACCUAUUUCAGUUUUGGAUGUCUUAAAAAUAAAUUUAUAUUAAAUUAAACCAUACAAUAUUUUGAAUAUUUCUCCCAAAUAUCCUUGGAUUGGCAACUCUUAUUAAAUAUUGCCUUUUAAUUUGACCUAGACUAUGUUAAUUGAUAUGGCUAUAGAAAUCCAGUGAUACAAAAUCAUACAAGUACAUUUCAAUAAGUUUGAUCAAAUAUAUGUUUGUAAAACACUGUUUUUUUGUGACAAUUAUCCCCCUUUGCUUUCCACUCUUUCACCCAGGUCUCAUGCGUUAAGAUUAUAUCACCUCACUAUUGAAAAUUACAAAAAAUAUAUCAAAUAAAGUAUCAUAUUUAUUAAGAAAAAUUUUAAACUAUAUAAAUUGGUUAUUGAUAUAGUAUACACACAUUUGAAAUUAAGUUGGAUUGAACUAAAAUACCCCUCAACUAAAAAUGAAUCAAGUAAAAUUGUUAAUAAAUUAUCUAUUAUGGCUUGGUUUAAAAGGAGGGGAUAUAGUUUGAGACACUUAAUUUCUAUAUGUGAACAUUAUUUUUUAAUUUAAUAUAAUGUUAUAUUGCAUCUAUUUCUUAACAUAAUUAGAUGUGUGUUUGUUGAAAAUUCUAUUUAGAAAUAGAAGAAAUAUUUAAUGAGAUUAUUUUUAAUUCGAUUGUUUUGAAAAAAGAAAAAAAAGCAGUUUUAAAUAGGAAAAAUAGUCACCUAUGGCUUUACAUGUUGCAUGUAUAGACGUAUAUUCAUGAAUACAAAUUUCUUAUCUUAAUAACAGAAGUAUCUUUUUUUUAAAAAAAGAUAUCUACUGGAUGAAGUAGAUUCUUAAACUAAUUAUUAUAUUUAUAAAAUAGGAUUUGUCAUUAUUACCAAUUAAAUAUUUUGUGGUAAAUACCGGUAAUGACAAUCAAAGAAUUUAGGUGAUAAAAAAUAUAAAUGAGUCAUAGGUAUUCUAGUUUAUUUAUUAAAAGGGCAGACCCUUGUUGAUAUGUGUGUUAAAUCGCAUUGACAUUUUGAUUAGCUCUUACGGUUUUAUCUCUUCAAAUUUUGACUGACUUAGACUCAGUUGAUGUAUGAGAGAUAUAUAAAGAAUUGAUUUUUCAUCAUAAAACUUAAAAGUAGUGAAACAACUGGUUCACUAAUUUUGUGGAUUUAAGAUGUUUAAAUCACACUGGGGUUGCUGUAUCAGUUGUUGAUAAACACCUUUGAUCAAAUCAAAUUGAUAAUUUGUUGCUUUUCUUCCAUGUAUUAUCAACAAAAACCAAAUAUACAAAUGAAAGCAGUCCUGCUCUUUUACACAAUAUGGUACAAGAGCUUUAUAGUUGUUAAUUAUCCCUGAAAUAUAUUCAUGUUGACAGACAUCAAAACAACUUUCAAAUAUCCUGAAACAAUUUCUUCCAGCUCUAAAAUAACUUUGUUUCAAAUGCUUGUGUUUUCCUAUUACGGUCCUUUUUUGAAUUCAUCGAACGGUUUAUUAAAUUGUUGUUUUGGAAUUGGAAUCUAGAAUAAAACUUCUUUUUUUUUUUAUUAUAAUUUUUUUGUAUAUUAACAUUGCUCUAUUUUAUAAAUUUAUAAAACAGCAUUAAACUAUGCAAUAUGUUAGGUUUUGUAUCAGUCUUUGUAUAAAAAACAUAGUUUUCCUCUUUGUGUGUAUAAUAUUUAUCUUAUAAAAUCAAUAAUGAUUUGAAUUAGGGCUUUUUUACUGGAUGGUAAUUACAAAUAUGCAAAUCUUGAUUAUCAAGAAAUGUCUGUAAGUGGAUCCUUUUUUUUCCAAAAAAAAAAAUCACGAAUUUUGUAGUGUAUAUGUACAGUAGAGUUGUAUGUAGAUUGCAGUGGUCACAAAUAAUUACAUUUGAAACAGAUCUGUUGGAGUGCAUGCAUUAUUAUGAAGAAGAAAAAAUGAUUUUUAGUUCAGAUAAGAUUUACUAUAUGCUAGGACGGAUAGAAAGUCAAUAAUUGACAGAAUUUAGAUGGUUAUUGGCAUAGACUUUUACUUCUGAAGCUUACAUGUUCAUGAUUAUUGUCUCAAAAUAUUAUUAUUCUCAUUGUUCAUAUUCAACUCUUAAUCUAAACAUCAAGUGGCUAACCCCAAAAAAUUGCUUUGUAUGGUUAAAAAAAAUAUAAUGAGAUUUUUAUGUUACUCCAGAUGGUAUCUAUCCAUUGUGUAUUUUUAUCUGAAAUCCUUUCGAAAGAUAACUUAUAUCAUUCAUUUAUUUAUUUAGAUACAGUAAUGUAUACAAAAUGUAUGAUAUUUGGCCGACUACCUCCUUAAAACAUUUAUUAUUUGAAAGUUAAGAUUAUAAUGAAUGGCUAAAGUUCAAAAAUGGUUGCCUUAAUGUACUGAAUCAUUAUUUGACAGUAGACCUACAUCAAAAGAAGUGAAAAUUGAUUAAUUUCAUAUCAAUUUGUAUUAAUUUCACUUGCAGUUUUUGAAAAAUCUGACAUUUAAUUAAAGAUUAAAUUAAUUUUUAGGAUAACAUGAAAAUGUGUUUAAUAUUUAUUUGAGAAAAAAAAUCUUACUUAAAUUUCUUUUAUUGUAAUGCAAAAUAUGGC
This is a messenger RNA of Patella vulgata (common limpet), 5415 nucleotides long. Its product is annotated as nuclear factor 1 X-type. Gene Ontology annotation, cellular component: nucleus. The transcript has 12 exons. Gene Ontology annotation, molecular function: RNA polymerase II cis-regulatory region sequence-specific DNA binding; DNA-binding transcription factor activity, RNA polymerase II-specific. The record is from RefSeq and is a predicted model, not a curated record. Gene Ontology annotation, biological process: regulation of transcription by RNA polymerase II. The coding region runs from base 439 to 2547 and encodes 702 amino acids. NCBI's taxonomy places the organism in Eukaryota, Metazoa, Mollusca, Gastropoda, Patellidae.